AUGCUGUCCAAACCAGUUUUCGCCAUCGCCGCCUUGCUGCAGUUCGUCCUUCCCGCCUCCGCUGCCUUCAUCUUCUGCGCAGGCGCCACCAUCGACGGCAGCUGCCCGGCCGAUAAAGGAGUCAAGACAGACUGUCAAGACAUCUGCGGGAACUGCAAGCCGAACUGCUUCGGCGGCGGGGUGCAGGACCUGGGAGCGACGUGCUGCACACAGGCGGACGGGACCAUCAACAUCUUUUGCUUCCGGACGGGGAAGAAUAACUGCUAG
Colletotrichum higginsianum IMI 349063 is the source of this 267-nucleotide messenger RNA. RefSeq lists its product as uncharacterized. Bases 1 to 267 code for a protein of 88 amino acids. The transcript is spliced from 2 exons. NCBI's taxonomy places the organism in Eukaryota, Fungi, Ascomycota, Sordariomycetes, Glomerellales, Glomerellaceae. The record is from RefSeq and is a predicted model, not a curated record.